Messenger RNA from Arachis ipaensis, 857 nucleotides. The record is from RefSeq and is a predicted model, not a curated record. NCBI's taxonomy places the organism in Eukaryota, Viridiplantae, Streptophyta, Magnoliopsida, Fabales, Fabaceae.
UCCAGAGUUUAAAAAAGAGGAAGAUGGGAAAACGUGACAUCAUACGUACUGAAGAUCAUAUUGUAAAAUAUCUUCGACAUCCUGUAUAUGGUUCAAGAAAUUUGCACAUGAGACACUUACACCAAAUAGACUCAUAUGAUAAUAGAGUGGAAGAACAACUGAAGGCGAGCGGGUUCUAUUAUGUUUCUCAAAUUGGGAGGAUCGUGUCUCAUAGGCCGACUGUAGACGCACUGGUUGAAAGGUGGCGCCCGAAAACGCACACGUUUCAUCUUCCAUAUGGUGAGUGCACGAUCACUUUGGAGGACGUCGCAAUGAUUCUUGGACUCCAAACUGAUGGUUUGCCAGUGACUGGAUCAACUGAUCAUAGUACAAGUGGGUUAGAAAACGAGUGCUUGGCCCAAUUUGGUGUUGCUUCUGGGCCGAACGACCACAAAGGAAGUGGAAUCAAGCUGGCAUGGUUCCGCACCCUAAAGCGGCGCCAACAUUUGACUGAUCAAUUUAGUUGGGGUUCUGCUUGCCUUGCGCACAUGUAUCGAUCAUUAUGUCGGGCAUCGAGAUAUGAUUGCAAGGACAUGGAUGGUCCUUUGGCGUUGCUCCUUGUGUGGGCCUGGAUACGAAUGCCGACAAUAGGGCCUCUGCCGGUGGAUACCAGCUUUCCACUCACUCGCAGGUGGAAUGAUUAUCAACCCACCACUGAGCACUAUAAAAAUUGGACAACCUCUGACGUCAGGAGAAGGUUGGAUGAUCUUCCUCUGGAUGGGUUUGUGUGGGACGCAUACAGUCCUAAUCGGGUUGCGCCUCAAGUUAUUCCAUUUGACAUUAACAAUGGUGCAAAUCUUUGGAGUGCAACUGAUUAG